This is a messenger RNA of Porites lobata, 6887 nucleotides long. NCBI's taxonomy places the organism in Eukaryota, Metazoa, Cnidaria, Anthozoa, Scleractinia, Poritidae. The record is from the annotation of a GenBank genome assembly.
UUGUGGCAACAACUUCAAUCAAGACAUGUCGCCAUCGUGGUUUUUGAGUCCUUCCUAUUCAUUUUUGUCAUGGUGUUAUCUCUGUUUGGAAAUCUGUUGGUCUGUUACGCUGUAUACCGAAAUCCUCGACUACGAUAUCCCAGCAACUAUUACAUCAUUUCCUUGGCUAUGACCGACAUCUUGCAAGCGCUCUGCACGAUGCCACUUUCCGUUGUUUUUCUGUCAACCGGUCAAUGGCCAUUCGGAAAAGAAUUAUGUUACUCCUCCGCCAUCACCAAAUUUGUCCUGACCAAAGCAUCCAUAUACACUGUUAGUGACAUUUCAAGUUGUGUUACAUCAUGUACGGCUUGACAAUUAUUACGUGUUUCGGUCAUGUGACGUUGUUGUUGAACUCGGACUUUAGAACGGAAUUUGACUCGAGACUUGUCGAGAUUUUUAUGCGAGAUUUGUCGAGAUAGUUUUGUGUUUUUGUUUGUGAAGAUUUACAGUCUUGGAAUAGAAGUAACAUUUUGGUCCUUCGGAAACCGGAUAUUCGCAUUGGUGUAAUAAUUGGACUCAUCGGAACCAGUAUUGUGGAAUUUGCAAGGGACUCGUUCGAACUUGGAAACAUUUGGCGGGAAGUCCAUCGAGAACUGAAGCUGGAGGAAUUAUGGAUGGAAAAAUAGAAGAGUUAAAGAAAGAAAAAAGAACCCUCAAGACAAGUAUUACGAAGCUUCUGAACGAAUUAGCUGCGGAAUUAUCGACGAAAACGCCAAACAAGGAAAAUGUCACGGCAAAACUGCAGGACAUCGACAAGCGACGGGAUGAAUUGUUGGAGCUGUUGGACUCGCUUCAAACCUUGUACGGAGAUAAUAAGCAUGCAUCGCUGGCAGCUUCAACAGGUGAUGAAGCGGAUAAAAUGAUAGAUCGUGUGGAUAACGAGACACAGGAAGCUCGGCUUUUCUUAUCGCAAAGUAACAGCAAGGAAAGCGAAGGAAAUAACACAAGCCAGCUGGGCACAUUUGAGAGCGCACAUGGCAAAGAUGGUCACGUGGUCGACGCAAACAAACAGCUCGAGCGGAUUCGAAUCCCAAAGUUUUCGGGCGACAAGAAAGAAUAUCAGUCGUGGUGGGCAGCGUUUUCCAGUUGUGUGGAUGAAACAAAUUUGUCGGCUCAGUUUAAAAUGUUGCGGCUCGAAAGUUGUUUAGUAGGAGAGGCGGCCGAAACGGUGAAAGGGCUUGGUUACUCGGAUCAUGCCUAUGAAGCAGCUAAGGCAAGGUUGAAUCGAAAGUAUGGGGGAAACAGGCGACAGGUUCAAGCCCAUAUCGAUGAGCUACGUAAGAUGAGGCCAAUAAACGCUGAUAAUCCGAGAGAGCUAGAAAGAUUUGCCGACAUUGUGGAGAGGACUGUGGUUUCUUUAAAGGAAAAUAAGAAGUUUGCUGACCUGGAAGGAGGAACAUUGUACGCAAUUGUGCUGGAAAAACUUCCUCAAGCUCUACUUAGCCAGUACUAUCGAUGGAUUAAAGAAAAGGGAAGCUUGGAGUCUCUUGAAGAGCUGCGUCGCUGGGUUGCUGAGGAAGCUGAGUACCAGGUACAAGCAUCAGAAAUUAAGCAUGGUUUGUCCAGUGUUGGAAGUGUACGAGGAAAGAGCUCAACUAAGUCUUAUUUCGGGACCACAGAAGAGAAACGUGAUCGUCCCUGUAAAGUGUGCAACCAAAAACACCCAAUUUGGAAAUGUGAUAUGUUCAAAGGAAUGGAACAUAGAAAGAAGUGGGAGACGGCGAAGAAGCUUGGACUGUGUUACCGUUGCUUGGGGAAAGGGCACCUUGGUGACUCGUGUACUUGGAACAGAGAGUGUGGAAUUGACGGAUGCAAGGACAGACACCAUCGGUUACUUCACGAGGAGAAAGUAGCUUCUGGGACCAUGGAGGGGAAGGCUGACACACGCGUGACAGAGGAAAACAAGUCCAGUACGUAUGAAACAGUGAUAGAACAUGCACAGAGGAGUAUUGCCUUGCGUACUGUUCCUGUCAUUCUGAAACAUGGGGAGAGACGCUUGCAAGUUAAUUGUUUCUUGGACGAAGGCAGUGAUACGUCGUAUGUUAAUGAGGAUGUGGUAGAGGAACUGGGGUUGUAUGGUAGGAAGGAAAAAGUAAUUAUCAAUGUUGCAAAUGGACAGAAGGUCAAUUUAAUGUCAGCAACCAUGGAGAUUGGCUUGGAGAGUCUGGAUGGUCGGGUGGACACAGUCAUUGUAGCGAAAACAUCUAAUAACAUCUGUGGUGGGAUGAAACCCACCAACUGGCUGCAAAUCAAAGACCAGUGGAAACAUUUGAGAGACAUUCCUUUUCCUAAGCUUGGAAAAAGGAGUAAAAUUGACGUGCUUAUUGGUUCAGAUUAUUACAACCUGCUGUUUCCUAUGAAAGAGGUUCGUGGAGGCGACAAUGAACCUAGUGCCAGACUGUGUCCAUUAGGGUGGACAGCAAUUGGUACCAUUGGUACAUCUGAGGGACUUGGAACAAGUAACACUGGCUACCUGAACACCUAUCGCAUAAGCCAGUCAGAGUGUAGUGAUGGAGAUCUGAAUUAUCUGCUGAAACAAUUUUGGAGCCUUGAGGCUAUUGGGAUCACACCGCAGGUGGAGCAACCACUUUCCCCUGAAGAGAAACUAGCCUUUGAUAAAGUGAACGAAUCAAUCAGGUUUGAUGGUGAAAGAUAUGAAGUUGCGGUGCCUUGGAAACAUGAAAGACCAGAAUUACCGCCAAACCGACAGAUGGCAGAGAAACGCCUUCACACAGUUGAGAAGAAGUUAAUGCAAGAUGAGAAGCUGGCACAGGCUUACCAAUCAGUGGUUGAUGACUACUUAAGUAAAGGAUAUAUCCGAGAAGUCCCAGAGGAUGAGCCAAAACCACCAUCAGAAUGGUUUCUUCCACAUUUCCCUGUGGUAAGGCCAGAGAAGGCCACAACCAAAGUUCGGGUUGUUUUCGAUGGCUCAGCUCAGCAAAAUGGAAAGAGUUUGAACAGUGAAUCGCUACCGGGUCCUAAGUUGCAAAGUGACAUUGUGAACGUUUUAGUUAAGUUUAGAAAAGAGCCAGUUGCAUUGGCUGGUGAUGUGAGCCAAAUGUAUCACCAGAUACUUCUUAGACCAGAAGACAGGGCUCUGCACAGAUUCUUAUACAGGAACUUGGACAGUGGGGGUACACCGAAGGUUUAUGAGUUUAAGAGGUUUAUUUUUGGGGGGUGUUACUGCCCAUUUUGUGUCCAGUUUGCUUGGCAACAUCAUGCCAGACUUCACAAGGAGACUUACCCAUUGGGAGCUAAUGCAGUUCUAGAACACUGUUACAUGGAUGAUCUGAUGCCAUCUGCACCUACAGUGGAUGAUGCGAAGGACAUAAGAAAGCAGCUAACCGAACUAGGGGACUUGGCUGGUUUUCACAUCCGCAAAUGGAUCUCUAAUGAACCGGAUGUAAUUGCUGACAUUGAGGAAGAAGAUCUUGCUUCUGAGAUAGACUUGGAGAAGAGAGAAUUGCCAACAACCAAGACCCUGGGUGUCCUGUGGGCCGCCACAGACGACAAAUUUUCCUUUAGACACUCAUUACAGUUGGAUGGAUUUGAAUUCACCAAGAGGAAUGUUUUGAGGCGAACAGCAUCAGUUUACGACCCAUUAGGCUUCUUAUCACCUUAUGUAAUCAGGUCCAAGUUGUUGAUACAAAAGGCUUGGUUGGAGGCACGGGAUUGGGAUGAACUGUUGCCAACACAUCAUCAGCGAGAAUGGACAAAGUGGUUUCGAGAAUUGAAAGACCUUGAACUUGUAAAAAUCCCAAGGUGUUUGAAAGACCCAAGUCCUAAGGUGGAAGAACUGAGCAUUCAUACAUUCAGUGACGCCUCAGAGAACGCAUACACAGCUGUAGUUUACGCGCGUCAUGUGUAUGAGGGUGGCAACAUUACUGCUCGAAUGAUUAUGUCGAAGUCUAGGCUUGCACCAUUGAAAGCAGUGAGCAUCCCCAGAUUAGAGCUUUUGGGUGCUCUAGUCGGAUUACGAUUAACAAGACAAGUUUGCUCUGCACUCAAGAUACCUACAAAUGGAGUGACAUACUGGGUGGACAGUAUGAAUGUGGGGUACUGGAUCCAAGGUCAAAGUAGAGAGUAUAAGCCGUUCACAGCCCAUCGUGUUGGAGAAAUUCAUGAGUUCUCUGCUCCUAAUCAGUGGUGCUAUGUUCCUACAGAUAUAAACCUGACCAUGGAACAAGAGGCCUGACAGUAAAAGAGUUAGCAAGUGCAGAUUAAUGGUGGAAUGGGCCCGAAUUUCUGAAAAGUCAAGACAAGACUGGCCAGAGUGCAAGUUUGACAAGCCAACGUCAACAGAGAACCUUGAACUUAAAGGAACAAAAGAAUCAGGAACAAAGGAUGCUACCAGUUACCAAAUAAUUGGAGAAGGUGAAGAAACGGCUAGUGUCAAAGAGGUGUGGCGAUUGGACCCCUCAAGAUACUCGAAAUGGUAUCGAGUCAAAACAAAAGGAGAACUGGAAAUUGGGUUGUCUUUAGUUCGUGUGACAGCGUGGGUGCGCCGAUUUACAGACAAUUGUAGGAAACCAGCUGAGCAAAGAGAGAAGGGUGAACUGAAGCCAUUGGAGCUUCAAAACGCUGAGGAAUUUAUCAUUCGGGAGGUUCAGUCUAAGGUGUACUCAGCGGAGAUAGAGCCAUUGAGAAGGAAUAAGGAAAUCCUAAGAGGAAGUACAUUGGCACCGUUUAAUCCAGUAUUAGUUGAUGGCAUUUUGAGGUCCAACACCAGACUACGGCAUGCGGACGAUCUCCCAUAUGAUGUUAAGUGUCCAAUCAUACUGCCUAAGAGGAAUCAUGUCACAGGACUGAUCGUUAAGUACUACCAUGAAUCAGAGGGUCAUCAAAUGGGGCUUAACUAUACGAUUAAUCAUGUACGGGAGAAAUACUUAGUGGUCCAUGUUCGUGAACAAGUGAAACGAGUCAUGAGAGAAUGUUUUGAGUGUGCGAGACGAUUUCGAUCAAGGCCAGCUCACCAGCAAAUGGCGCCGUUACCGAAGAUUAGAUUGCAGCAAUCCUCCAGACCUUUCGAGAGCUGUGCAGUAGACUUUGGAGGACCUUUCUUAACUAAGCAAGGCCGUGGAAGAGUGCGAGCUAAGCGCUAUUUGUGUUUGUUUCUCUGUUUGAACACCCAUUGUUGCCACUUAGAGAUGGCGUCGUCUUUGGACACUGAUGCAUUUCUUAACGCCUUUGUCAGAAUGACUGCGCGGAGGGAUGGCCGCAGCAAAUGUUAAGUGACAAUGGAACGAACUUUGUCAGCGCAUCGAAGGAACUGCGAGACCUAGUCUCUGCUAUAGACCAAGACAAACUACAACGGAUGACCUCCAAUAAAGGAGUGAGUUGGAAAUGGAAUCCACCUGCAGCGCCACAUUUUGGUGGAGUCUUUGAAUCUAUGAUCAAGGCAGCAAAGCGAGCUAUUUUUGCUGUACUCGGUGAUGCAGAAGUUAAUGAUGAGGAGUUGGAGACAAUCUUCAUUGGCGUAGAAAGUCUGAUGAAUUCGAGACCUUUAACAGCUGUGAGUGACGACCCUAACGACGACCGCGUCUUGACUCCAAAUCACUUUCUGAUCGGGCAGAUAGGUGGUGAUUUUGUACCAGAGAGCGUCGACACCGAGCCAUUUAAUCCCAGAAAACGCUGGAGAAGACUACAAGAGCUCACAAGACAUGUGUGGAACCGAUGGAUGAAAGAAUACUUGCCGCAGAUUGGAUCAAGACAGAAGUGGUACUUUCGUAACGACAAUUUGCGGGUUGGAGACGUUGUCGUUGUUAUCGAUCCCGGAACAGUGAGGAGACAGUGGAAUGUUGGGCGUAUCGAGCAGACGUACCCUGGCCCUGAUGGCCUUGUGCGAGUGGUGGACGUACGGGUUAAUGGCAAGACCCUUAAGCGACCAAUAACUAGAAUCUCCCCGCUGGAGAUUCGGGACACCGAACUGUAAUCAGAUUAAUGUGUAACAAGAACACUUCGGAGAACUAUGAUCUAGAGCUAAAGAUGUAUUUCAGUUAGAAUGUAUUCGAAUUUCAGCUUCCCUGUAAUUCGGGAGGGGAAGAAAUGUUAGUGACAUUUCAAGUUGUGUUACAUCAUGUACGGCUUGACAAUUAUUACGUGUUUCGGUCAUGUGACGUUGUUGUUGAACUCGGACUUUAGAACGGAAUUUGACUCGAGACUUGUCGAGAUUUUUAUGCGAGAUUUGGCGAGAUAGUUUUGUGUUUUUGUUUGUGAAGAUUUACAGUCUUGGAAUAGAAGUAACAUACACUAUGGCUCUUAUGGCACUGAACAGAUAUUAUAAAAUAGUGAAGCCUAGUAAGUACCAAGCCUUAUUCAAGAAAAAGUUCAUCGUUGUCACUGCAGUGUUAGCUUAUGCUAUACCAAUUUUUGUAGCGCUUGUCUUUGCCUUUGCUCUCAAUCAAGCCAGCAAACCGAGCCCCGGUUACGCCCUAUGUAAAACACAAAUUGGUGACCCUCGGUUUUUGGUAAUUAUAACUAUUUUACUCUUUUCGCCGUAUAUUAUUAUCGGUUUUUGUUACUGGAAAAUUCACAAGACAAUCAAAAUGCACAACGCCAGCAUGUCUUGGAAGACGUCAAACAUCCAAGACAUAAAAAUAAGCAAGACUCUGGGUGUUACCGUGAUUGCUUUUGUUUGCCUUUGGCUACCGGUCCAUGUUACAUUUACUGUUUCAAUAUUGGCGGGUUUUUCUGAGCUACCUCGUUUGGUAACACUGCUUUGCACUCUCCUGAUCUUCUUGGUCAGUUGCGUCAAUCCAUUUAUUUAUGGGUUCAUGAAUCGCUCUUUCAAGGCUGAGUUCAAGAAAUUUUUGUUUCUGAGACCAAAAUCCUCAGUACAGCCGACUCCC